UCGUUUGUCGCAGCUUUUGGCUGUAGUGUCUCGUAUUUAACCGAAAGUUUGGACAACACAUUUCGACUGCCUUCGAGCUGCUGCGUAACAAAAUCAAUGAAUUACUUUUGAGUAUGCGGUAUACGGUGUACUGGGAAUUCUUUAAACCUACCUGUUUGGCUUGUUUGUCCCAUUAAGGGGUAAGCGGAUCAUAAACUAUUUAUAAGUAAGUGUAAACUUUUACACUUCUACUUAGCUUUACAUACUCCCCAUUAGUCGGUUGCUGAGCAGACAUGUGCCACCUUCAGUGCCCUACAAUGUGUCAGCUCAUCGAAGUGAAGGGUUCCACAAAUUCGGUGUCGCAAGAACUUGGCACUUGCUCUAAUUGAUUUAUACAAACGACUUUUGGAGUCUCGCUCAUGAAUUACCCAACCGCUUCGCUGAUGAGCUUAUAAUCACGCCACUGGCAGCCAUAUAAAAGGGCUCUGCCGCCGACCUUUGCACUCGAGAAUUCAAAUUCAAGGGAAGCCACCAUGCAGCUACGCAGGAUCUUUCCGGCCAUGUACACGCUUUCCGAGGAUCUUCCGGCUCGCUCCAGGGACGCGACUCUGUACCUACUGCGCUGCAUCUUCCUGAUGGGCGUGCGUAAGCCUCCCGCAACAUAUUUCCUGGCCUACGUCGUGUGGUCUUUUGCUCUGAAUCUGAGCUCGACAUUCUAUCAGCCCAUCGGCUUCCUUACGGGCUACAUAAGCCAUCUGUCGGAGUUUUCGCCUGGCGAGUUCCUCACCUCGCUGCAGGUUGCUUUCAAUGCCUGGUCCUGCUCCACCAAGGUGCUGAUUGUGUGGGCCCUCGUCAAGCGGUUCGAUGAAGCCAACGCCAUUCUGGACGAAAUGGACAAGCGACUCACGCAGGCCAGCGAACGCCUGCAAGUCCACCGCGCGGUCUCUCUCAGCAACCGGAUCUUCUUUUUCUUCAUGACGGUGUACAUGGCGUAUGCCACGAACACCUUUCUCUCGGCGAUUUUAAUCGGAAGGCCGCCCUAUCAGAACUACUACCCGUACUUGGACUGGCGCUCCAGUCACUGGCACCUCGCCCUGCAGGCCGGCUUGGAGUACUUUGCCAUGGCUGGCGCCUGCUUCCAAGACGUCUGUGUGGACUGCUAUCCCGUGAACUUUGUACUCGUGUUGCGCGCCCACAUGUCCAUCUUUGCGGACCGACUGCGUCGCCUCGGCACUGAUCCGGUGGAGAGUCACGAGGAGCGCUACGAGAAGCUGGUGGAAUGCAUUCAAGACCAUAAGAUAAUACUGCGCUAUGUCGAUUGUCUUCGUCCAGUGAUCUCUGGAACCAUAUUUGUGCAAUUCUUGGUGGUCGGCUUGGUCCUUGGCUUCACCCUUAUAAACAUUGUUUUGUUCGCUAAUCUGGGAUCGGCCAUCGCUGCGUUAUCUUUUAUGGCUGCCGUGCUCCUGGAGACCACGCCCUUCUGUAUACUCUGCAACUAUCUGACUGAGGACUGCUACAAACUUGCGGACGCUUUGUUUCACUCCAACUGGAUCGACGAAGAGACUCGAUAUAAGAAGACCUUAAUGUACUUUCUGCAGAAACUUCAGCAGCCGAUAACAUUCAUGGCCAUGAACGUAUUUCCCAUAUCCGUGGGCACCAAUAUCAGUGUUACCAAGUUCUCAUUCUCAGUCUUUACUCUGGUUAAGCAAAUGAACAUUGCCGAGAAACUUGCCAAAUCAAAUGAUGAUGAGUAAUGAAAUGAGUUAAGGGUGUAGA
Drosophila serrata is the source of this 1755-nucleotide messenger RNA. RefSeq names its product Odorant receptor 42a. Gene Ontology annotation, biological process: sensory perception of smell; detection of chemical stimulus involved in sensory perception of smell. NCBI's taxonomy places the organism in Eukaryota, Metazoa, Arthropoda, Insecta, Diptera, Drosophilidae. Gene Ontology annotation, cellular component: plasma membrane. The record is from RefSeq and is a predicted model, not a curated record. Gene Ontology annotation, molecular function: olfactory receptor activity; odorant binding.